GUGAGCGGUUUUUUAACCGUAGAAGAAGACGCAGCAGCAGAAGUUGCCACUGGAGUUUACUUCUUGAAUGACAGCAAAAGAAAGUGGGCAGCUUUCUUGAGCCUUCUGGGAACGACUUUCCUUUUUCUUUGGCUUAGAGUCGGCGUUUCGGGGGCCUCUGACCGGGAGCUUUUGGCCCGGAAAAAUGCGGGACCGAACAAAAGAAUUGGGAAACAAAGCCGAGGCUUCCGACGAGGACGAGGAGGGCAAAGCCCUGAUGCCCAAGGCUGCGUCUGCCACGGCCAAGGAUGAAAAGGAAAACGAAACCUUCCUCAGAAAGGUGCAAGAGAUCCACGAGGGGCUGCAGAGUCUGAAACGGAUGGUGUCGGAGCUGGAGAACAAGCAGAGGACCGUGCUGGGGGUGGCUCUGCCGGAGGACAGUAUGAAGAAAGAGCUCCAGACCCUUCGAGAAGAGAUCAAAACGCUGGCCAGCCACAUCCAGAAGAAGCUCAAGAGUAUCGAGAACAAGAAGGUGGAGGAGGAUGGAAAGUAUAUUCCCAUCACGGUCCGGAUGCAGCGCACUCAGCACGGCGUUUUGUCCAAGGAGUUUGUGGAGCUGAUGGGCUACUGCAACACCAUCCAGGCUCAGUACCGGGAACGCAACGUGGAGCGCAUCCAGAGGCAGCUGAAGAUCACUGGCAACAACGUGACGGACGAGGAGCUGGACAAGAUGCUGGAGAGCGGUCAGACGGACGUCUUCACCCAGAACAUCCUGAACGAUGCUAAAGCCACUAAGCAGGCUCUGAACGAGAUCGAGACCCGGCACGACGAGAUCCUCAAGCUGGAGCGCAGCAUCCGAGACCUGCACGACAUGUUCCAGUACCUGGCCAUGGAGGUGGAGGCCCAGGGGGAAAUGGUCAACAGGAUAGAGAACAACAUCAAGCAGUCGUCGGACUACGUGGAGAAGGCCAAGGAGAACGUGGGCGCCGCAGUGACCUACCAGCAGAAGGCCCGCAAGGGACACUUUAGCUCCACCUGGUGGACGCAUAAAAAGAUCUGGAUCGCCAUCUGUUUGGCCAUCCUCAUCCUCAUCCUGGUCAUCGCCGUGGUCUCGGCCUUCUCCUAGUUCCUCGCCUCCUCCCUCCUAAAACGGCGGCCCAAACCUUCCACUUUUCUUAAAGAGACGGAGCUCCACAAUCUGCAUCGUUCUGCUCCCAAACCGAGCCGCCCGGCUCCGGAGAACCGUUGCCCCGGGUAACCAAGUGACCUUAAGCGAAGCGGCGAUGCAGCAGAGGAGCGGCGCCCGGCGUGCUGCGUUCAGGACCUGCUGUUCCCCCCGUAAAGACCCCCAUCACAGAAAAAAACAGACUAACGCGAUUGUACAGAACUCACAUUUCUGAUCAUAGAUGCAGAUUUUUUUUUCGUUUUUCUUUUUUAACUUGAAAGCUGCCGACUUGUAACAAGUGUAAAUAAUUGUUCUUUUCUGAUGUGGGUCAAAACCCACAAUGCAACGCUGAGUCAGCCCAGCCACCGGAGGCACCGUUUCCCCCCAAACUGAGUAUUUAUGAGCUGACCUUUCUCCGAAUCGAGCGUGUAACGAAACCCUUUUAAACACUGUGCCUUCUCUUCCACAUCAGGCUGGAAACGAGGUUUUUCUACUCUAACGUCUCCAAAAAGGGACAAAAGCGUUUGUUAUUUUGUCGCGUUGUGGGACGCCGCGAUGCGUUUAAGCACAAUGGGACAAAACAGAGAUGGAGGAAGUCCAUCCGGUUGGUGGCGACUCAUCUGCUGUCUGAUGUUUCACCUUUGUUUUAAUGUUGGUUUUUAAAUAAAAUAGUGGUCACAUUCUGCCUCCUGUCUGUUUUGAAGAGAGCAACAAUGGACGCCAGCUUGUUU
This is a messenger RNA of Menidia menidia (Atlantic silverside), 1875 nucleotides long. The record is from the annotation of a GenBank genome assembly. Lineage: Eukaryota; Metazoa; Chordata; Actinopteri; Atheriniformes; Atherinopsidae.